AUGGAGGCUUCUUAUAUCGUCCCGCUCGAAAAGGCCACCGCCUGGAUGAACCACCAGGCCUUUUUUUCCUACCAACCUCAAUCACAGCCUCAACUCCAAUCCCUCUCGAGCUCCAAAGCAGCCAGAAUCCAGAAGCGCUAUGAGAUUCCCGCCCAGGUGGCCCGCAUUACCGCGCUGGCCUGCACCAUCGCCGCAGCAGUGAGAGGAGAUGCCCAGCAGUGGCACGGCGCCCUGCUCGUCGCCUGCGCCGUCAUCUUGGGCCUGACGCGCCUUGCAAACGACCCUCACUGGCGCCACAUCGCCCUCCACCAAGUCAACUUCCUCCUCGUCAUCUCUCUACUGCUUCUGGCGACCGUCGAGAUCCUGCCCAUGUUGGAGCUUCGUUCUGCAUAUCGUCCUGCCGGCGUCGUCACGGGUGCCAUAAUUUCUCUAGCCGCUGCGGUGCUGAUCGCCUCGUGGACGCCGCGGGAGUGGAACCCUCCAGCCGUCAGCUUCGACCUGCUGCAGCGCACGCCUGAUGACGGCCCGGCUCCUGAGGAGACGUGUAGUUAUUGGACCAAGUUCUUGACGUAUGAGUGGCUUACUCCUCUCGUAUGGAAAGGCUGUCGGAGGCAGGUCGAGAUGGACGAACUGCCGCCUCUGCCGUGGUACGACGAGCCUCUGUAUCUAUUGACCAGACUACAAAAUGCCCGCGGGAACAGCAAGUCUACGCUCUGGACCCUAGCGCGGUUCCUGCGCUGGGAAUUGGUCCUCAUGGUGUCCUACACCCUGGUUCGCUUCACCUUCGAGCUGCUGGCGCCCUUUGCCAUGUACCAGCUCCUGGCCUACAUCUCCAGCCCAGAGUCCGCCAUCCUUAGCCCGCUCCUCUGGCUCGCGCUGCUCUUCGUCGGCCCCAUGGUGUGUACUGUUGUGUUUCAGCAGUACAUUUUCACCACCACGCGGCUGAUCGUGCGCGUCAACGCCGGCGUGACCCAGGAGCUCUACCACCGCGCCAUGUCGUCCAUGGAACUCGAGGGCGACAUCCUCAACGACGCCAGGGGGCAGAAAGUCACGGCCAACAAGACUACGCACGCAGGACAGCUGCAGAACCUUAUGGGCGGCGAUAUCGAUUCCGUCACCAUGGCGCGAGAUAUCAUCUCGAUGGUCGUAGGUGCCCCUCUCGGCGCGGCUCUGUCGUUCUACGGUCUAUACAGGAUCCUGGGCUGGCCAUCUAUCGUCGGGGCGGUGCUGCUCAUCGCGGGUGUCCCGCUGCCCAUAUACGUCGCGCAGCUCAUGGCCAAAGACCAGCGCCAGGUGAAGGCCACGCAGGACGCGCGCAUCUCACUCAUCUCAGAGUAUCUGGGCUCCGUCAGGACCAUCAAGUAUUUUGCCUGGGAGAACGCCAUGGCCCACAUCAUCGACACGUCCCGGAGCGCCGAGCAAAAGGUGCUCUGGCGCAUCUCUCUCCUUUGGGCGCUGCUGGGCCAGUCCAUGGAGAUCAUGCCCAUGAUCAGCCUCGUGGCCAUGUUUAGCCUCUACACGGCGGUCCUCCAGAAGCCUCUCACCGCGCAGGUCGCCUUCACGACCCUGUCCCUGGUGUCCACCAUGCGUUCCAACAUAGGCAUGAUCGGCUUCCUCACCAGACACGUCACCAAUGCCAUGAUUUCCUUGGAGCGCUUCGACAAGUACUUCAACAACACCAAGCCCAUGGUCAGCUACCCAGAAGGCCCGUUGCGCAUCCAGAACGCCACCUUCCAGCGUAAUAAGAAGGCCGAGUUCUACCUGCGGGAUAUCUCCAUCGACUUUGUCGAGGGUGGUUUGACUGUGGUUCAGGGAGCGUCGGGCAGCGGCAAAACGACACUCCUCCUCUCUAUCCUGGGAGAGACCAUCAAGGAGGCAGGCGAGGUCGUGCGGCCUGCUGACGUGGGAUUUUCCUCGCAGACAGCCUGGCUGCAGAAUGCCUCCAUCAAGAGCAACAUUCUUUUUAAUUCUGAACUUGACGAGGUUCGCUAUGAUCGUGUGAUCCAGGCCUGCUGUCUGCCUGCCGACCUGGCUGAACUCCCCAACGGCGACGAGACCGAGGUGGGCGAGAACGGGACGGCAUUGUCUGGUGGACAAAAGGCCCGCGUGGCCCUGGCCAGGGCUCUGUACUCUAAAGCACCGCUCCUCCUCCUGGACGACAUCUUCGCGGCUCUCGAUUCCAAGACAGCCGCUUCGCUCUGGGAGUUGUGCUUCUGCAGCGACCUACUCAAGGGGCGCACGGUCGUCCUGGUCACACAGAUCAACUGGAUCGCGCAGCAGUCGGAUCUGGCCGUGAAGCUGGAAAAUGGAAAGAUCAUCAGCCAGGAACAGAACAUAGGCGUGGUUCGCAAACCCAUCCACAUUGUCAAAGAUGAUAUCAACGAGGAGGCGAAUGGAUCUGGCGACAAGCCAACCACCACCAGCGACGGCAGCAACGGCAGCAAUGGCACGUCAUCCAACGGAAACAGUAAAGCAGCAGCAGCAAAGAAGCCGGUCCCAGUCAAGAAGGAUGAGAUUGCCGAUGAAAUGAGGGCCACAGGAAACACGGGUCGUCUGUCCUUUUUUCAGUACAUGAUCUAUUACGGAGGCGUGGGUUAUGCCAUCUUUGCUCUUGUCUCAUCAUUUGUUGGCAUUGCCGUUUAUCUUUCCAUCAAUCUAUGGGUCAGUCGCUGGGUUGACGACGUGGGUAGUGGCCAUGCAAAAGACGUCUCAUUUUAUCUCGGCAUCUACACUGCCCUGUCUGUUGGUUAUCUCUUGCUCGACGCGUUUAUCUUCCUGAUUUACGCCAAUGGUGGAUGGAUUGCCGCGAAAAGACUUCACGCCACUUUUAUCCGGAGUGUACUCAACGUCUCGUUGGACUGGUACAAGGAUACACCAGCCGGCCGAGUUGUGAACCGCUUUUCCCGCGAUAUGGCCUCUCUGGACAAUGUACUCUACCGCCAGCUGCAGAGCACUAUGGAACUCUUCGCAACGCUGGUCCUCCGCCUGGGCGCCAUCUCUUCCAUCAUGCCCAUCUUCCUCCUCCCGGGCCUCUUCAGCUGCGUAGUCGGCAUCGUCGCAGGCGAGGCCUACACGCGCACCGCCGUAGUGGUCAAACGCCUCGUGCAGUCCUCGCGGAGCCCCGUGUUCAGCCAGUUCGCCGACGAUAUGGCAGGGAUUCAGGUGAUACGCGCGCGAAAGGGCAUGCCGCAGGCGUUCGGGAGCCUACUAGCGGAGAGGCUGCGAGUGUUCAACCGCGCGUAUGAAACAAACUUCAACCUGAACCGCUGGGUGGCGGUGCGUAUCGAUGUGGUCACGGCCGUUGUGACUGUGAUUGCGGGUGCCAUCGCGCUGUCCAAAAUCGGGAUCAUCUCUGCGGGUCUGGUGGGCUUCUCUCUUACCAAUGCUAGCAGCCUGUCACAGAAUAUCCUGUACCUAGUCCGCCUCAUGAACGAGCUCGAGGUCGAGCUGCAGAGCUUCCACCGCGUGAGGGAGUACGCCUCGCUCGAGCCUGAGGAGAAGGAGGAGGAGGAGGAGGAGGAGGGGAAGAAGAAGAACACCUCCUCUGACGGAAACUGCGCCACCGCCGUUGGAGAUGUAGAGGCACCACAAGCUCUCAUCCCCGCGGAGUGGCCACGCACAGGCGCCAUCGAGUUCCGCAACGCCACGAUCCGCUACGACCCCAACGGGCCCGACAUCCUCAAAGACAUCAACCUCAAAUUCCCUGCGGGCUCGCGCGUCGCCGUGGUCGGGCGCACAGGAUCCGGCAAAUCGACGCUGGUCCUGUCGCUGCUGCGAUUCACGAAUAUUGUAAAGGGCCAGGUGCUCUAUGACGGCGUCGACAUCACAAACAUCCCGCGCAAGCGCCUACGACAGGGGCUCACGGUCAUCCCGCAAGAGGCGGUGCUUUUCAAUGGCACUGUCGGGUCGAACCUUGACCCGGCGGGCGAGAUCGAAAGGGAGGUGCUGCAGGGCGCGCUGCGGAGUUGCGAGGGGAUCGCGAGCUUUCAGUUCCGGGAAGGUAAUGACAGUCACGUUGAAGAAGCGCCGCCAACGAACGAAACGGACCCCCUCCUCCUCGCCCCCACGGAUGCUCCAGCACUCGCGGCCGUAGCGGAGUCGGCGUCGGGCCUCAACCUCGAGACGACGGUGGAUGCGAAAGGUGAGAACUUUAGCCACGGCCAGCGGCAGGUUCUCAGCCUCUGUCGGGCGCUGGUCAGGCGCAGCAAGUUGAUGCUACUAGACGAGGCGACGGCCAGUAUGGACUACGAGACGGACAAAGGAAUCCAGGGAGUGCUUCGAAAGGAGCUAUUCUCGGCGGGCCGAGACAGGACGCUGGUGACCAUCGCGCAUCGGCUGCGCACCAUUGCGGACUUUGACUGCGUGGUUGUUAUGGGCGCUGGUCGAGUGCUCGAGAUGGGAUCCCCUCAUGAGCUGUUUGCGGCCAAGGGGUCCUUUUACGACAUGGUUCAACACAGUGGCGAGGCCCAGGAACUGGAGGCCAUCUUUUCCUCCUCUUCUGAAGAGACAACGGCGCAAUAGAUUGAAGAUCUGUCAUCUGUCUCGCCAAAAGAAAAGAAAAAACCAAUUGAGUAUUUGGAAAUUAUCCAAGAGAAAGGGAGAUUAAAAACAAAUUGCAUGUUUAGUUUUACACAGAUAUAGAGCACACACAAUAGAAAACAAGAGCUGACGUCCACCAGCCGAGAC
Messenger RNA from Cryphonectria parasitica EP155, 4686 nucleotides. Its product is annotated as P-loop containing nucleoside triphosphate hydrolase protein. Gene Ontology annotation, biological process: transmembrane transport. Bases 1 to 4521 code for a protein of 1506 amino acids. The record is from RefSeq and is a predicted model, not a curated record. Gene Ontology annotation, molecular function: ATP hydrolysis activity; ATP binding; ABC-type peptide transporter activity. NCBI's taxonomy places the organism in Eukaryota, Fungi, Ascomycota, Sordariomycetes, Diaporthales, Cryphonectriaceae. Gene Ontology annotation, cellular component: fungal-type vacuole; membrane. The transcript is spliced from 5 exons.